Lucilia sericata (common green bottle fly) is the source of this 659-nucleotide messenger RNA. RefSeq names its product adult cuticle protein 1-like. The record is from RefSeq and is a predicted model, not a curated record. Bases 81 to 452 code for a protein of 123 amino acids. Lineage: Eukaryota; Metazoa; Arthropoda; Insecta; Diptera; Calliphoridae. The transcript is spliced from 2 exons.
AUCAGAAUAGAACUUGAGUUGAAAACAGCAACAUACAGUUUAGUUUUCUAAAAACUUUAAACAGACCUUCCCUUUAAAAAAUGAAAUUCGCUAUUGUUACCUUCUUCACUUUGGCCUUGGCUUUGGGCGUUCAAUCAUCUAUUAUUCCUUGGGGUGGUGUAGUGACUCAAGUUGCUGGUCCUCUUGGCGGAAUUGUAUCUCCCCUUGGUUUGCCUUGGGGUGGUUCUGUUGUAGUUGGUCCAGCUGGUAUUCCAGCAGCUGUGUCCGUGCAGGGACCCGGUCCUAUUCCCAUUGCUGUUCAUACUGCCGUUCCCGCAGCUGUGCCCGCUGUUGUUGGAGGUGCCGCUAGUUAUGUUGCUAAAACUCGUGGUGCUGUUCACACCGCUCCCUUGGCUGGUCACGUAAACUCGGUAGCCAAUGUUAAUGUAGCUCCUGCCCCCGGUACCCUCUAAGCAAAUGAUUUUAAUGAAACUAAGGUAGUCAAUAUAUUUAUUUUGGUUCUCGUACUUGAAAGAAAAAACUGUCGAUGUGGUGCUAUAAGGUUUUAACACAAAACCUUAACAAUUUACUUUAAGAUAUUACUUUGUUAUUAAAAAUAAAAAAAUUUUUUAGAUGUUAUUUCUUUGCUCAGUUGUCAAUAAAUUAUGACGUAAAAUGAA